UAAAGGUUUUCGUUGAGAUACUCAAAUAGAAAGUUUUAAACAGUCGAUACAUCAAAUUUAUAAUUAACCCUUGGUCCCAAUAAAAUCACCAAAAAUUCCACCUUUCCUUUCUAAAACCUUUUAACCUAGCUCUCUGUUCGAUUCAUGGCCAUGGCCACCGCCACUGAAGCAGAAAAACCGAUGGACAACGGUUGUGCGAAUCCCCAAGACUGUACAGAUUGCCCAGAACCAAACCUGCAAACCGUCGCUGUCAGUACAACAGGAACGGCCCGAGAAGAAAGUACGGAAACCGACCCAUUGACGCAAAACUGUGUGCCCGAGUCUAAUUCUGCACCUAAUCCCGCCACUACGACAACAAGGUGGCCGGGAUGGCCAGGAGAUUGCGUAUUCAGGUUGAUAGUACCAGUGCUGAAGGUCGGCAGUAUCAUUGGGCGCAAGGGUGACAUCAUAAAGAAAAUGUGCGACGAAACUCAUGCUCGCAUCCGCGUUCUUGAAGCCCCUAACGGCACUUCAGAUCGCAUUGUGUUGAUAUCUGGAAAGGAAGAGCCAGAGGCACCUCUAUCCCCGGCAAUGGAUGCUGCAAUAAGAGUGUUUAAACGCGUUACUGGAUUACCUGAUGGUGAUGCUAAAGCAUUUGGAGCAGCUGGUGUUGCAUUUUGCUCUAUUCGGUUAUUGGUAGCAUCCACACAGGCCAUUAAUUUGAUUGGAAAGCAGGGCUCAUUAAUCAAGUCAAUACAAGAGACUUCUGGUGCAUCUGUUCGGGUAUUAUCAGAAGAUGAAGCGCCCUUUUAUGUUGCUGCAGAUGAGAGAAUUGUGGAGUUGCAGGGAGAAGCCAUGAAGGCUCUUAAGGCUUUAGAGGCAAUAGUGGGUCAUUUGAGGAAGUUUUUGGUUGAUCAUAGUGUCAUUCCUUUGUUUGAAAAGAAUUAUAAUGCAAUGAUCUCACAAGACCAUCAAACGGAAACAUGGAGUGACAAGCCAUUGGUGCAUUCUACUUCUCAAGGUGGGUUUGAUACUGAUUAUGCUUUCUCAGGAAAGAGGGAGGCUUUAUUCUUAGAACGAGAAACCCAAUUGGAUUCACAGAUCACACAGUCAAGAAUUACACUUUAUGGACAAGAUCCUGCAGUUUCAACGAUUCGUUCUUCUGUAUUUAAUCGUGCCAGUGGUCCCAUCUUCACUCAGAUAACACAAACCAUGCAAGUACCAAUCUCUUAUGCCGAGGAAAUCAUUGGGAUUGGAGGGAAUAAUAUUGCAUAUAUUCGUCGCACUAGUGGAGCCAUAAUAACUGUGCAAGAAAGCAGAGGAUCACCUGAUGAGAUAACAGUGGAGAUCAAAGGUACACCCUCACAGGUUCAGAUGGCUCAACAACUAAUUCAGGACUUCCUAAGCAAUCACAAAGACCCAGUCACAAGCAACUAUGGCAAGUAUGACGGAGGACUAAGAUCUAUGUACUCUCCCUUAAAUAAUAGUAUGCUUUAUUCUUCGUCUUCAUUGUCUGGGCAAUCCUAUGAUGGAUAUGGAUCUUCUGGUCUUGGAGGCUAUAGUAAUUUUAGACUUUGAGAACAGUAAGCGAGAAGAUGGCAGUGUUUUUUAGGAAAUAAUUCUAGGAAUAUGAUAUCUAAUCACCCUUUUUUUUUUUCAAAAAAAAAAAAAAAAAACAA
Molecule: messenger RNA, 1658 nt
Organism: Jatropha curcas
Lineage: Eukaryota; Viridiplantae; Streptophyta; Magnoliopsida; Malpighiales; Euphorbiaceae
Product: RNA-binding KH domain-containing protein PEPPER
Molecular function (GO): RNA binding
Source: RefSeq, a predicted model, not a curated record